Molecule: messenger RNA, 1970 nt
Organism: Chionomys nivalis (European snow vole)
Lineage: Eukaryota; Metazoa; Chordata; Mammalia; Rodentia; Cricetidae
Gene: Nr5a2
Product: nuclear receptor subfamily 5 group A member 2
Exons: 7
Coding region: 429-1931 (500 amino acids)
Biological process (GO): hormone-mediated signaling pathway; tissue development; regulation of transcription by RNA polymerase II
Cellular component (GO): RNA polymerase II transcription regulator complex
Molecular function (GO): zinc ion binding; nuclear receptor activity; RNA polymerase II cis-regulatory region sequence-specific DNA binding
Source: RefSeq, a predicted model, not a curated record
ACAGGGAGAGAGUGCAGGGAGGGGAAGGAGUCCUGGAGCCGUUCAGCCGCUGCAGCAGUAGCAGCUGGCGGCCGCCUCUGCUGCCCUCCGGAGCGCGGCGCGCGCACAGAUCGCUGUCCCGGGCAGCAGCGCCCUGGCCGUCGCUGCCUCCGCCUUCGCGGAGCAGAAUCCCGGCAGCAGGACGCGCUCUUCUUAGUGUGGCUUGGUAGCGGGGAUCUCCCGCACGCAGCUCAGGAACAGCUCUGAAGCUGCGAGACCGGACAGGACUCUGAAGUCCUGCCUGGCAGCUCCAGCGACCGGGUGGGUGAGCGGGUACGCUCGUCACCCCUUCUCUCUGCCUGCCGGAGUUGAAUCUGUGCUGCCCGUGUCCAGGUGCUGGGCUUCCGGACCGACACCGACACCCCAUUCCCGCCCGCUGCCGCCUUGUCAUGCUGCCCAAAGUGGAGACGGAAGCCCCAGGACUGGCCCGAUCGCAUGGGGAACAGGGGCAGAUGCCGGAAAACAUGCAAGUGUCUCAAUUUAAAAUGGUGAAUUACUCCUAUGAUGAAGAUCUCGAAGAGCUAUGUCCUGUGUGUGGAGAUAAAGUAUCCGGGUACCAUUAUGGUCUCCUUACCUGUGAAAGCUGCAAGGGGUUUUUUAAGCGAACAGUCCAGAACAAUAAAAGGUACACAUGUAUAGAAAACCAGAACUGCCAAAUUGACAAGACACAGAGAAAACGCUGUCCUUACUGUCGAUUCCAAAAAUGUCUAAGUGUUGGAAUGAAGCUAGAAGCUGUAAGAGCUGACCGCAUGCGAGGAGGCAGGAAUAAGUUUGGGCCAAUGUACAAGAGAGACAGGGCCCUAAAACAACAGAAGAAAGCCCUCAUUCGAGCCAAUGGACUUAAGCUGGAAGCCAUGUCUCAGGUGAUCCAAGCGAUGCCCUCAGAUCUGACCAUCUCCUCAGCAAUCCAAAACAUGCAUUCCACCAAAGGCCUACCUCUGAACCAUGCUGCCUUGCCUCCCGCAGACUAUGACAGGAGUCCCUUUGUCACAUCUCCCAUUAGCAUGGCAAUGCCUCCCCAUGGCAGCCUGCAAGGUUACCAACCAUAUGGUCACUUUCCUAGCCGGGCCAUCAAGUCCGAGUACCCAGAUCCCUACACCAGCUCGCCGGAGUCAAUGAUGGGUUACUCCUACAUGGAUGGUUACCAGACAAGCUCGCCAGCCAGCAUCCCACACCUGAUACUGGAACUUUUGAAGUGUGAACGAGAGGAGCCUCAAAUUCAAGUAAAAAUCUCGAGUUUCUUACAGCAAGAGCAGGCAAACCGAGGCAAGCACGAAAAACUGAACACGUUUGGGCUUAUGUGCAAAAUGGCGGACCAGACGCUCUUCACCAUCGUUGAGUGGGCCAGGAGUAGUAUCUUCUUCAGGGAACUGAAGGUUGACGACCAAAUGAAGCUGCUUCAGAACUGCUGGAGCGAGCUCUUGAUUCUUGAUCACAUUUACCGGCAAGUGGUGCAUGGGAAGGAAGGGUCGCUCUUACUGAUAACUGGGCAACAAGUUGACUUCUCCAGCAUCGCCUCCCAAGCCGGAGCCACACUCACCAACCUCAUGAGUCACGCACAAGAGCUCGUCCUGAGACUUCGCGCCCUCCAGUUUGAUCAUCGAGAGUUUGUGUGUCUCAAGUUCCUCGUGCUGUUCAGCUUAGACGUCAAGAAUCUCGAGAACUUCCAGCUCGUGGAAAGUGUCCAGGAACAGGUGAAUGCUGCCCUGCUAGACUACACAAUUUGCAACUACCCACAGCAGACGGAGAAAUUCGGACAGCUACUUCUUCGGCUGCCAGAAAUCCGGGCAAUCAGCAUGCAGGCUGAAGAGUACCUCUACUACAAGCACCUGAACGGGGAUGUCCCCUACAAUAACCUGCUCAUUGAGAUGCUGCAUGCAAAAAGAGCCUAAGUCACCACCCCUGGAAGUUUGCUCUUGGAACACAGAGAC